CUGCGAUUCUUUUCGAGGGUCGAGGAAUAUAAAGACUACACGCAGACAAUUGCGAGCCGUUUCACCGCUACCUUCAGCAGACGACGGAAGCCAGGCAGCCGAGCCGGCGAGGGAUUUUUGGGCGGAGGGAGUGCUUUCUUCUCUUAUCUCCACCGUGAUCACCAGUAUUCGUAUCUCCGACCGAAGGCUUUCCGUUCUACCCUUUUCGGCAGGAAUCUUGUGUCCAGGAAGAUGACGCUAGGCGAGGAAGAAAUCACUAGGCUGUGGAGGAUCGGGAAGACUGUAUAUCAAAUGCUAAGGGACCGGGGGUACCUUGUCGUUGAAUCUGAGGACAAAAUAAGUAAACAUCAGUUCAUUUCAAAGCACGGCCAAAACAUGAAAAGGGAAGACCUUACAAUCCAGAAAUCUAAGAAAAAUGAUUCCAUGGAUAAGGUAUGCUAUUUUUCCCCCCUUGUCUGAAUAGGAUGAAGAGUAUUAACUGCAAUGUUUUUGUACUAUGCAAAGUUAUACCUGGUUAAAGUUUCAGUAUUCAGAAAUUGCAUAUGUUUGUGAAUGUAAUUAUAUUGAAUUUUUAUGAGUAGCUACCACUUGCUUGAAGAAUAGAACACCGGUUUGGACCUGCAUUGGCACCUGCACCUGCAUGAGCAUGAGUAUUUUGAUAGAUGUGAUUGUCAUUGAAGUGUGAAUCUAUAAAACUUUUAUGGGUAGAUUGAGAAAAACGGUGGAAGAAAGCAGCUGUAUGUGAUUAAAACUGAUAUCAGGAAGCAUGCUCUUAUUAUUGGGAGCUUGAUUGAACAACCAUUUUAUCCUUGUGAAAUGAAUGGUACUGUUUGGAACAAGCAUUUUGAUUGGAGUAUCACUCCUUAGAGAUCGUGAAAGCAAUUAUCAGCAGCUAUUCAUGUUGUCCUCUUAUAUGUUGUUAUGUUCCAUUCUUGGUUUAAUUUGCUUGACAUAGAAGCAGAAGAUACUCCAUGUAUGCUCUUUUGAUUUAGUCUAUGUUUUCUCAUGGUUGCCUUAUUGAAUCUUUUCUCUACCAGAUUUAUGUUUUCUUCCCGGAGGAAGCUAAGGUUGGUGUGAAAACAAUGAAGACCUAUAUAAAUCGCAUGAAAACAGAGAAUGUCUUCAGGGCAAUCUUGGUUGUUCAACAAAAUUUGACUCCAUUUGCUAAAACAUGUGUAGCUGAAAUGUCGAGCAAAUUUCAGUUGGAGGUCUUCCUGGAGGCAGAGCUGUUGGUCAAUAUCAAAGAUCAUGUUCUUGUCCCUACACAUGAAGUGCUCACAAAUGAGGAAAAGAAGACCUUGCUAGAAAGAUACACUGUGAAAGAAACGCAGCUGCCUCGGAUCCAGUUGACUGAUCCAAUUGCCAGAUACUACGGGCUGAAGAGAGGUCAAGUGGUGAAGAUUAUCAGGCCAAGCGAGACUGCUGGCCGAUAUGUCACCUACAGAUAUGUUGUAUGAACAACUCUCCUUCGCGGAUAAUGGAAGCCAUUUCAAUUCCAAUGCACUGGUCGCAUCUCUUGGAUAUCUCUAUUCCUUGUCCUUCUUUCGGUUCCAUUUGCUCUGGUUUUUGUGGAUUCUCUGAUUUGUAAGGCUACCUGUUUCCAGGCAGAGAGAUUUUGAUCCUAAUGUAAGGCAAGAUGGGUUGGUCACUGAGUAGAAAAAUAACGAUUAUGCUUGUUGGUUUUGUCUGGUUUAAGUUGGAUAAACAUUAUGACAGAGGACUUGCCUGAUUGUAUCACAGCAUAGUUAGUCUCUCGUAUGAACUGAAAGC
Molecule: messenger RNA, 1770 nt
Organism: Linum tenue
Lineage: Eukaryota; Viridiplantae; Streptophyta; Magnoliopsida; Malpighiales; Linaceae
Source: the annotation of a GenBank genome assembly